Fraxinus pennsylvanica is the source of this 1521-nucleotide messenger RNA. NCBI's taxonomy places the organism in Eukaryota, Viridiplantae, Streptophyta, Magnoliopsida, Lamiales, Oleaceae. The record is from the annotation of a GenBank genome assembly.
AUGUUAGAUAAUGAUUCUAAUGGAUGUUCUACUUUCUUCAGCGAUAAUACUCUUCAUAUUUCUCAAGGUUCUCUAGUAUCACUUGAAAGGGAGAAGGCCACAAUUGGACACACUGGCAGAGUCAUUAUGUACAGGCACUCACCUAUUAGGAACCCGAGAUCUAAGGGAAUCAAAGUUAAGCAUGUUCUGCAAAUUUGUUUGUUGCUUGCUGUUUUUAUUUGGUUAUUAUAUCAAGUCAAGCGUUCCCAUGACAAGAAGAAAGAAUUUGAUCAAAGCGAAGAAACCUCACUUAGCGGAGGAGCUAGCAAUGAAAUGUUAAAACUUGGAAGGAAAGAUAUCCACGAGAAAGAGGAGGAAACAGUUGUAAAGAAUGAAAAGCAUGAAGCAGAGGAAACCACCGGUGAAGAAGAAGAAGAUGAAGAAGAAAUAGAAGAGGAACGAGAAGACAAGAAAACUGAAGAAAACGAGGAUGAAGGGAUUGGAGGUGGAGAUGACCAGAUAGAUGAGAGUGAAGAAGAGAAAUCUGAAGCUGACAUCGAUCAAGGAGAUGAUUUUAUAGAUGAUGAGAAGGAGAGAGAUGAGGGUGAUGAGAAUGAAAGUGAAGAUGGAGAUUCUGAAGACAAUAAUGGUCAAGUGGAGAAGGGAAAUCCUUUAGAGGAGAGUGAUGAUGACAGAGAUUAUAGGAGUACACACGAGGCACGCGAGGAAAAUUACAAGGCUGAUGAUGCUUCUAGUGCAGUAACACAUGACAGCGAAAUACUUACUGAUGAAAAUGAGAAUGGAAGCUUGGGGAACUUAAAUGUGCGCACUGAAAAAAAUAUUUUAGAAGUAGAAAAAGAGGAGAAUAAUACUGAACAGAUCAAUUUGGGAGAAGACAAAACAGAGGUAGAAGCAGAAAGUAAUGAAAUCGCUAAAAGAGAGAAGCAGUCAAAUGUAAUUACCAAUAAGACAAAGGAGAAUGUAAUGGACAAUUCUGAGAGUGGAUUAUUUUCAAAUACUACAGUGACGGAAGGAUCCAUUGACCAUAUUGAAACAAUCAACAACUCCACACAGGUAAGUACAGAUGGUCAUGAUCUGUCCUUGCUGAAUGGAAGAGAAAUCGUGGUAGGGUUGAAUCGGGGUUUGGUUGAUGAUGGGAAUCAUAGUCAUUAUUCAAAAACUGGAACCGAGAAUGCAAAGUCAAAUCUAAAUGAAUUUCCUAAUUCAUCUAGUAAGACAGAAUCUGCAUCAGAAAAUAUCCUGAAAUCAGAGGCAUCUGUGGAAGCAGGGAAUACUACUGGGUCUUUAACAGUAAAGAAUGAUGCAACUGAGGCUAAGAAAUCCAAAAUCAGUGAAGAAUCAGGUGGAACAGAUGAUGUUUUAGAUUCGAGAAGCAAAAAUUACAAGAAUGUCCAGCACGAUCCCAUAGAUUCAUCUGAUUUGUACAUUCCCAUAGAGGAGAAAGUUAUACGCAUUCAUCUUGAUACUAUCCCUGAUAUACAAACUGAAGGAACCAAAAGUGAAGGGGCUACAGCAGAAUGA